CCGGCGGCCGUGAGGCUCCCGCCGCACCAUGGGCCGCCUCGCCGCCGCUGCCAUGUCGGCCGCCUUCCUCAGCCCCAGCCUCGCCUUCAGCUCCCACUUCGAUCCCGACGGCACCCCCCUUAGCGAGCUCUCCUGGUCCUCCUCGCUGGCUGUCGUGGCCGUUUCCUUCUCCGGGCUCUUCACCUUCAUCUUCCUCAUGUUGGCCUGCCUGUGCUGCAAGAAGGGAGACAUCGGCUUCAAGGAGUUUGAGAACGCCGAGGGGGACGACUACGUGACGGAGUUCUCGGCCCAGGGCUCGCCCGCCCCGCAGCAUGGCCCCGAGGUGUACGUCCUGCCCCUCACCGAGGUCUCGCUGCCCAUGGCCAAGCAGCCGGGGCGCUCAGUGCAGCUCCUCAAGUCUGCGGACCUUGGGCGGCAGAGCCUGCUGUACCUGAAGGAGAUAGGGCACGGAUGGUUCGGCAAGGUGUUCCUGGGGGAGGUGAACUCGGGCAUCAGCAGCACGCAGGUGGUGGUGAAGGAGCUGAAGGCCAGCGCCAGCGUGCAGGACCAGAUGCAGUUCCUGGAGGAAGCGCAGCCCUACAGGGCCCUCCAGCACACCAACCUGCUGCAGUGCCUGGCCCAGUGCGCCGAGGUCACCCCCUACCUGCUGGUGAUGGAGUUCUGCCCGCUGGGUGACCUGAAGGGAUACCUGCGGAGCUGCCGGGGGGCUGACACCAUGGCCCCGGACCCGCUCACCCUACAGAGGAUGGCAUGCGAGGUGGCCUGCGGCGUGCUGCACCUGCACAGGAACAACUACAUCCACAGCGACCUGGCCCUGCGGAACUGCCUACUCACCGCUGACCUGACCGUCAAGAUUGGGGACUACGGGCUCUCGCACUGCAAGUACAAAACCCUGCAUACUUGGCAGGACGACUACUUUGUGACGGCCGACCAGCUGUGGGUGCCGCUACGCUGGAUCGCACCCGAGCUCAUCGACGAGGUGCACGGCAACCUGCUCGUCGUGGACCAGACCAAGGCCAGCAACGUCUGGUCGCUGGGUGUAACCAUCUGGGAGCUGUUCGAGCUGGGCAGCCAGCCCUACGACCACUACUCCGACCGGCAGGUGCUUGCCUACGCCAUCAAGGAGCAGCAGCUGAAGCUGCCCAAGCCCCAGCUGAAGCUGUCGCUGGCAGAGCGCUGGUAUGAGGUGAUGCAGUUCUGCUGGCUGCAGCCUGAGCAGCGCCCAACAGCCGAGGAGGUGCACCUGCUGCUCUCCUACCUCUGCGCCAAAGGUGCGACGGAGGCGGAGGAGGAGUUCGAGAAGCGCUGGAACUCCAUGAAGCCCAACGGCAGCGCCAGCGGCAGCCACCACGGCACUGAGCUCUCCUCCUUCCCUCUGCUGGAGCACUUCUCGGCCGACGGCUUCCCCUCGGACGGGGACGACAUCCUCACCGUGAUGGAGACCAGCCACGGCCUCAACUUCGAGUACAAGUGGGAGCACACCAAGACCGAGCACUUCCAGGCGCCCCUGGGCUCCCUCAGCCCCAGCAGCGCCGCACGUUACCAUGAACUCUAUUACCCGGCGACGUCUGCGGGACACCUGAGCCUGGGGGUCUCGCCCUCCUGCUAUGAGUGCAAGCAGCCGGGCUGCCCCAGCCUGCCUCCACCCAGCAUGGUGCCCAUCCUGGGCGCACACAGCCCCUCGCUCGGCAGCGAGUACUACAUCCGCAUCGAGGGCCCCGCCGAGGGCAGCGCUGAGAUGGACUACACCAUGUGCUCCUACAGCCCCGAGGGCGAGCGCGGCUCCGCGUCCUGCUGGAGAGCCCAGGGUGCGCGGGAUGACUCAGACAGCAGCCCCACGGCCUCGCUGAGCAUGGAGCCGCUGCUGGGCCACGCGCCGGCAGGUGAGGGCUCGUGGGAGUGCGCCGAGUACUACCCCUACGCGGGGCAGGAGCAGCAUGGCUACGUGCCGUCCCCUGGCCCUGAGCAGUUCCUGCUGGACGAGGAGCGCACCGAGCCCGGUGACAAGGACUGGCCGGUGCCUGGCUUCCAGCACAGCAUCUUUGCCGACCCACUGGGCGUCUCGCCCUCGGUGAACUGCGCCUACAGCCCCCAGCACUACAGGCAGCCGCCAGCGCAGGGCGAAGCCCAUCUGGACUGCGUGGCGCUGGAGCUGGGCGAUGACAGUCCCCCCGGGGCUCCUCUCCCAUCGGCCCCCCAGCAGCAGCCCUGGGCCUCCAACAGUUCCUCCAACAAUAACAUCAGCAGUGGCAGCCCGGCGGCACGCGAGCCCCCCGACAGUUGGUGCUACCGCCGCAUGAUCACCUUCCGCGGGCUGAUGGCCAAGCCGCUGGGCACCGUGCCACCGCGCGCCCAGCCCCAGCUCGGGGGGUCCCCGCCGGGCAUUGAUUUCCGCCGCCCGCGGCAGGAGCAGCCCCAGCCCCCCGGCUCCUCCCAGUGCCGCUCGCCCUCCCCACGGAGCCAGGCCUGGCAGAGCCGUGACUCAUCAGCCUCCGGCCGCUCGCAGGCAGCUGCUCUGGCUGGCGGCCCCGACGCGGCCCUGGAAGCCGGAGCGCAGCCGUGCCCACAGGAUGCCCACCUGGCUGAGGGCAUGGAGCGGAGCAGCCCUCCCUGCAGCCCCCUGCCCCACGGCACAGCUGUGACAGGCCCCGGGGAGGCCACCCUUAUGGCCAGCACCACUGUGCCAAACCCUGCUCCUACUGGCGAGCCUGGCAUAGAUGGUGCCCAGCCUGCGCUGGAGGGCCCUGAGGCAGCAGUGUCUGCAGAGGCGGCCGCCGAGAGCAGCGUGUGCCCCACCAGCGACGCGGAGCGCACCCCGGACAAAACCUUCUCCAGCAGCAGCUUCCCUGGCGGCGACGAUGGCAGCGACGAGGACACGGCAGAACUGACUUCGGGCGUCUUCACUGACUUCUCCGGGGACUACAUGGAGCGGGCGGACAUGGCGCCGGCGUUCAAGUCCUUGCAGAAGCAGGUGGGGACACCGGACUCCCUGGAGUCGCUGGACAUCCCCUCCACCGCCAGCUCCUGCGAGGUGUUCAGCCCCACCGCCUUCACUCCUGCUGGGCAGCCCAAGGCUCUGGACAGCGGCUACGACACAGAGAACAAUGAGUCCCCUGAGUUCGUCCUCAAGGAGCCCCAUGAGCCCCGUGAGCCCGAGGCCUUUGGCCAGAUGGGGAAGCCACCCCCGGGGCUGCCAGGGGGAGACGGGGACAGCCCGGCCCCUGAAACGCGGCUCUCGGAGUCCUUCAGCACUGAGCUGCAUGGCCUCUCCGAAAAGAACCCCUACCGCGACUCUGCCUACUUCUCCGACUACGACGCCGAGGCUGAGCGUGGCGCCAAGGAUGAGGAGGACAGCGAUGGCUCUGAUACCCCAGAGGCAGAGAAGGAGGGACCCCAGCCCCACACGCAGGACACGGGACAGGCCCCUGAGCCAGGGGAGGACACACUGCACCCCCCGGGAGCGCCUGGCAGCCCCCUAGCAGCCCCCAGCACAGCGCUGGCAGCUGAAGUGCUGGACGUGGGGGUCUCUGCGGGGGACUGGCGGGGAGCAGAGGCUGGUGGCCCCGCAGUGCGGGAGCAUGGCGCGGAGCACCCAGCAACAGGCAGCUCCCUGCACCCCAAUGGAGAUGUUCUGGGGGGCUCUGUGCCAACCAAGACUUUCUCCUUGUCCCUGGUGCCAGAUGGUGAGGAGCCGAUGCUGAGUGAAGGGACCCAUGUGGCUGAGAGCAUCCCUGGACUGGGGGAAGACGUGGCUGGGGGUGAACAGACUGUGCCCCCCGUGCCAGGGCUUGGGGCAGCGGGGCUGUCCCCAGAGGGCACCGGGGUGGGCAUCACACCUGGAGGGGAUGCACCCGGGGGUCCCAGCACGCUGCUAUCAGGGGAUGAGACACCGGUGGGCAUCUCCCUGCUCCCAUCCACCCCUGAGCGCCAAGAGGAGCCCGAGGAGGAGGAGGAGGACACAGAGGACAGCGAUGAGUCUGACGAGGAGCUGCGCUGCUACAACAUCCAGGAGCAGAGCGAGGAGAGCGAGGAGGAGCCGGCGGCCGUCCCCAUCGUGGUGGCCGAGAGCCACAGCGGCAGGAACCUGCGCAGCUUGCUCAAGAUGCCCAGCCUGCUCUCCGAGGCCUUCUGCGAGGACCUGGAGCGCAAAAAGAAGGCUGUGUCCUUCUACGACGAUGUCACCAUCUACCUCUUUGACCAGGAAAGCCCCACGCGGGAGCUGGGCGAGCAGAGCUUCCCGGAUGCCCCCGAGCCCACGGCGCAGCCCCCAGCCAGCAGCAGCCCCACCAGCCCCGCCAGCCCCACGGAGAGGCUGAGCGCAUCAGACGACUCCUCGGAUGGCAACGCCUCGGAAGAAAGUGGAGGCUUUGAGUGGGACGAUGACUUUCCGCUCAUGCCGGUGAAGCCAUCCCUGAUGUCCUCGCUGACACCGGCAGAGCCUGACCCGGCCGUGCCCACGCUGGUGCCAGCCCCGAAGCAGGUGCUGCCCCUCCAGUUCUCCCGCUUCACGGUCUCGCCUGCCCCUGUAUCCCGGUUCUCCAUCACCCACGUCUCCGACUCGGACAUGGACUCCGUAGGAGGCAGCAGCGAAGACGGUGACCGGGAAUGAGCCAAUGUGCGCCUCACCUGCCUGCGCCCUUGGCACCGGCACUGGCACCGGCACCAGGACUGGCACCGGCCAGCGGCCGCAGAGGACAGGGGCAGCCAGAGCCUGAUGGGGGCUCCUGGCACCGUGCUCCAUUUCUUAGGCAGAUGUGGUCGGAAGGAGCUGGGGUGCUGCUGGCUGGAGCCGGGCACGGCCCGGGACGAGGCGGUGGGUGCCGGCGGUGUGUGUGCGCGUGGAUGGCUGCGUGUGUAUAUAGAAAUAUAUAUAUAUAUAUAUAGACAUAUAUAUAUAUAUAAAAUUAUAGCAUUUAAAGGGUAGUGCCCUGACCUUGCUAACAUUUGCUCAGUCCCCCCUCAUUGACGUUCCUCCCCGCCCCGCCCCCACACACACAUUGGCUUUCUCCCCACGUGUGCUCCCCGAGGCGCUCUUUGUCCCCACGUGCACCUUGAUGCCACCCUGUGUCCCCCCCCCCAGGGCUGGCACUGCCUCUCAGCUGCUGGGAGGGCUCGGGGGGGGGCUGCCCCUUGCUUUUUGCCAGGCCCUUCGGGGAGCAGCCCCAGCCCAGCAGGGGACCCGAAAGGUUUGGGGGGGACCCCCUCCCCUGAGGCUUUGGGGGGGGGUGGCGAGCACCAACCUGACUAUUUUUGUAUUUAAAGAAAAGGAAAAAAAAAAAAAAA
Messenger RNA from Numida meleagris (helmeted guineafowl), 5283 nucleotides. RefSeq names its product apoptosis associated tyrosine kinase (gene LMTK1). The record is from RefSeq and is a predicted model, not a curated record. The transcript has 14 exons. The coding region runs from base 29 to 4609 and encodes 1526 amino acids. Gene Ontology annotation, molecular function: ATP binding; protein tyrosine kinase activity. Lineage: Eukaryota; Metazoa; Chordata; Aves; Galliformes; Numididae. Gene Ontology annotation, biological process: brain development; peptidyl-tyrosine autophosphorylation.